UUGUUUGCAGUAUGAUCAUUACCAACUUGUCAUUACCAUGUGAAAAUAGCAGAAUCACAACUGUAAAAAGCAGACGAGAAUACACAUUCUGGAAGAUGGGUGAAGUUGAUGCAGGCACAAUAAAGGACAAACUAACCAGUGGACUGAAGGCUACACAUGUGGAGGUGAAGGACACUUCAGGUGGGUGUGGUCAGAGCUACGAGGUGGUGGUGGUGUCUAGAGAAUUCGAGGGGAAGCCCCUCCUACAGAAGCACAGACUAGUCAACAGUUGCCUGGUCGAGGAACUCAAGAUCAUUCAUGCGUUCAGUCAAAAGACAUACACUCCAGAACAAUGGGACAAAUUGAACACUUAGGAAGACAUUUGGACAUUUGCAUUUUCAAUCUUGUGAAUAUUAAUUAAUUAUCACUGAA
Halichondria panicea is the source of this 411-nucleotide messenger RNA. Its product is annotated as bolA-like protein 2. Gene Ontology annotation, cellular component: nucleus; cytosol. Bases 12 to 353 code for a protein of 113 amino acids. Lineage: Eukaryota; Metazoa; Porifera; Demospongiae; Suberitida; Halichondriidae. The transcript has 2 exons. Gene Ontology annotation, biological process: intracellular iron ion homeostasis. The record is from RefSeq and is a predicted model, not a curated record. Gene Ontology annotation, molecular function: 2 iron, 2 sulfur cluster binding.